AUGCCUAUGGACAGCUAUCACGCCUUUCAAGUCCGCACCCCAGAAGGCGGCGUAGUACAAGACGGGGACGGGCAUGGUACUGCCGUAGAUGCAACGGACGAGCGCACUCCCAGCAGCUUCAACUUCUCGUUUACUUUCGUCGGGGUCAUGAUCCUAGUUCUCUAUUUUACGGCCAUGUUCUUCCUCGGCCUGCUCUGCUACUCACAUCGAGCCCUUCGCCGCCCUAGACACGAACAACAGGACGGUUGUUGCAGCGUCCUCUGGAAGGCCAUCAAGUUCGCCUUCUUCAUCCGUUUUCUCGAGAUAUGCUGGGAGGUCUGCUGCUCGAACGGGAGAGGGAGCGGUCGCUCGGUUGCAGCAGCAGCAGCAGCAGCAGCAGGCAGUGGUAGCAGCCGGCGGGCCAGGAACCCUGCCGAUGAAGAGUGGUAUUAUGGGGGCUCGCCCUACCCUUCCCCAUAUUACAACCUUUGGUACAACUCUCCAGAGGAGGCGGCGCAGCCCGUACCUCUGAGGACCAUGCAGGGGCCGACUCGACGUAACACGCCACAGGGGUCUCCCGAAGACGGGGACAUGUCGGCGCCGGCUAGGACGUGGUCGGGGUCGACGCUGGACCAGUCAGACGCGGCGGUGCCGGCGCAUCCGCCGCGCGCACGUCUUCCGCGCACCGUGUCGGAAGCUUCGACUCUCCGGGACGCAUGA
Messenger RNA from Chaetomium fimeti, 699 nucleotides. RefSeq lists its product as uncharacterized. The record is from RefSeq and is a predicted model, not a curated record. Lineage: Eukaryota; Fungi; Ascomycota; Sordariomycetes; Sordariales; Chaetomiaceae. The coding region runs from base 1 to 699 and encodes 232 amino acids. The transcript has 2 exons.